Molecule: messenger RNA, 906 nt
Organism: Anarrhichthys ocellatus (wolf-eel)
Lineage: Eukaryota; Metazoa; Chordata; Actinopteri; Perciformes; Anarhichadidae
Gene: runx2a
Product: RUNX family transcription factor 2a
Exons: 6
Coding region: 1-906 (301 amino acids)
Biological process (GO): neuron differentiation; regulation of transcription by RNA polymerase II; regulation of cell differentiation
Cellular component (GO): nucleus
Molecular function (GO): DNA-binding transcription factor activity, RNA polymerase II-specific; ATP binding; RNA polymerase II cis-regulatory region sequence-specific DNA binding
Source: RefSeq, a predicted model, not a curated record
AUGGCUUCAAACAGUCUGUUCAGCAGCAGCAGCCCGAUGCUGUACUGGGAUCCUGCGGUGAAGCGUCAGCCAACACCAUCGCCCACCAGCCACCACCUGGACGACCAGGAGGUGAGGUCCCGCCACCAGCGCAGCACAGCGCCACCCAGAGGCCUGGUGCAGACCGACAGCCCGAACUUCCUCUGCAGCAGCCUGCCGCAGCACUGGAGGUGUAAUAAGACGCUGCCGAGGGCCUUCACUGUGGUGUCCCUGGGGAACGACGUACCCGACGGCGUGGUCGUCACAGUGAUGGCCGGCAACGACGACAACAGCAGCGCCGAGCUACGCAACGCCACGGCCACCAUGAAGCAAGGCCACGCCCACUUUAAUGACCUGCGCUUCAUAGGCCGCAGCGGGAGAGGCAAGAGCUUCACACUUUCCAUCAAUGUGCUGACGUCGCCGCCUCAGAUCGCCACCGUGCACCGAGCCAUAAAGGUCACCGUGGACGGACAGCGGCUGCCCAGACGGCAGAGGCAGAAGGAGGUGAAGUCAGGAGUUUUCCGGUUACCAAGCAGCAGCUCUUCAUCAUCAGAUUGCAGAUCAUUUUCCUCCUCUCUGUGGACCAAUGAGCCAUCGUUCCAUGGCCAGAUGACCUCUCUGGCUUCCUCCUUCACUCCAAGUCCCAGAAUGCACCACCUGCCCGCCCUCUCGUACUCCACCCAGCCCCCAGCGUACAGCUCCUUCCUGUCCUCUGCUCCUCCUCCCCCUCCGCUGAGCCACAGUGGUCCGUUCCAGUCGGGCAGCUUCUACUACGGACCGAACCAAACCACGGGGGAGGAGCGCAACGUGGUCACAACUCUGGCCAAUUACAUUGAAGGGGCGUGUCUGUCUAUAAGAGGGGAGGAGCCUGUCUGGAGGCCUUAUUGA